Cynoglossus semilaevis (tongue sole) is the source of this 4975-nucleotide messenger RNA. Its product is annotated as insulin receptor substrate 1-B. Gene Ontology annotation, biological process: insulin receptor signaling pathway. The record is from RefSeq and is a predicted model, not a curated record. Bases 27 to 3446 code for a protein of 1139 amino acids. The transcript has 4 exons. Gene Ontology annotation, molecular function: phosphatidylinositol 3-kinase binding; insulin receptor binding. Gene Ontology annotation, cellular component: plasma membrane; cytosol. NCBI's taxonomy places the organism in Eukaryota, Metazoa, Chordata, Actinopteri, Pleuronectiformes, Cynoglossidae.
GAAAACAAGAGCGCACCGCCGCGGCCAUGGAGAGCCACGCAGCCGAGGCGCAGAGCUACGAAGAUGUGCAGAAGAGCGGCUACCUCCGCAAGCACAAAUCCAUGCACCGGCGCUUCUUCGUGCUGCGGGCGGCCUCGGAGCACGGUCCGGCUCGGCUGGAGUACUACGAGAACGAGAAGAAAUUCCGCAGCAAAUCGCCGGUGCCGAAGAAAGUGCUGAACCUGGAGACGUGCUUCAACAUCAACAAGCGGGCGGACUCCAAGAACAAGCACAUGAUCGUGCUGUACACCCGCAGCGAGAGCUUCGCCGUGGCCGCGGACUGCGAGCAGGUGCAGAACGAGUGGUACCAGGCGAUGCUGGAGCUGCAGUGCAACUGCAAAACUCCAGAAGACUACGGCAGCAGCGGAGAGUGCAGUUCUCCGUCUCCCAUUCCAACGUUUAAGGAAGUCUGGCAGGUCAAAGUCUGGCCCAAAGGUCUCGGACACGCCCGGAACCUGGUGGGCAUCUACCGGCUGUGCCUCACAGAUAAAACUGUCAACUUCGUCAAACUCAACUCUGAUGUGGCCGCCGUGGUGCUGCAGCUCAUGAACGUCCGUCGGUGUGGUCAUUCUGAGAACUUUUUCUUCAUCGAGGUGGGCCGGUCAGCCAUCACCGGCCCCGGCGAGUUCUGGAUGCAGGUGGACGACUCGGUGGUGGCCCAGAACAUGCACGAGACGCUGCUGGAGGCCAUGAAGGCUCUGAGCGAGGAGUUCCGCCAGCGCAGUAAGUCUCAGUCCGUGGGGACGUCGUGCGGAACUCCUUCAAACCCCAUCAGCGUCCCGAGUCGUCGCCAUCAUCCGAAUCUGCCGCCCAGCCAGGUGGGCUUCACCAGACGGGCUCGCACAGAGACCCCGGGGAGCAGCACCAGCACCUCGCCUACGUCACGUCACGGGUUUCCCAGGGCGCGGACGGCCAGCAUCGGGGCGCGCUCCGAGGAGGGUGGAUCGAGCGCCAGAGGGACGUGGGCCAGUUCCAGCCCAAGUCUAAACGGAUCCUGCUCCACUACACCCACGCUGAGGCCCAAACCCACCAGAGCCCCCACCCCCGCCAAGAUUACCCUCAGCCUCGCACGCUACACGCCCAACCCUGCUCCCUCCCCUGCCCCGAGUCUGUCCUCCAGCUCUGGUCACGGCUCAGAGUGUGGCCUGGUGGGGGCAGCGGUGGGGGGAAUGACCAUUUGCUCCUACCCUCGUGUUUCUCAGAGAGUUUCUGUUUCAGGUUCACCCAGCGAUUACGGCUCGUCAGACGAGUACGGUUCCAGUCCAGGAGAACACUCCCUGCUCGUUCCCAGUCAGUCUGGACAUCACGUCCACGGAGAAGCCUCCUCCAGCUACAUAGUGAUGGGACAGCGGGAGGGUCUCCUCGGCUCUCACCACCGCUCCAAGGGCAGGAGGAUUCUGCGGCGGUCGUCCAGUCGGGAAUGUGAAGCGGAACGCCGACUGCUCAGCAAGAGGGCGUCGCUGCCUUUGGCAGCUCACGAGCGACGAAUUCCUCACAGGAAGGAUGAGGAAGAUGAAGAUGACGAAGAAUACGCCGUCAUGUCACAGAGCGCAAACAGAGGACCUGGGAAGAGGACGGAAAAACGCAGGGAGGGCGUGUCUGCAGGAGCAGCCGUGGACAGCGGCUACAUGUCCAUGCUGCCCGGCGUGACGUCGCCCCCUGUCUCGCUCCCCCUGUCAAUAGAGAUGUCUGAGGCCGGGGCCAAACCUGGGGCAGACGACGAGUACAUGGCCAUGACCCCCAACAACAGCGUGUCCCCCCCGCAGCACAUGCGUCAGCCCAGCGCCGAGGGCUACAUGGUGAUGUCCCCCAACAGCAGCAGCUCCACAGACCUGCACGGCCUGGACAUGUGGGACAGCAGGGCCAGUAUUGAGGGCCGGGCCGCGAGCGACUACAUGAACAUCUCCCCCGUCAGCAGCCGCUCCGCCUGCAGCACUCCCCCGUCUCACCCCGAGCAGCAUCAGCUGCAGCCCAAAAUGUUCAACUCCUACUUCUCCCUUCCACGAGCCUAUCAGCACACGCUCUACAGCCGCUUCGAGGAAGACCUGAACAAAGGGGAAGGAGGAAAAAAGGACGGCGCCGGGCAUGACGGUGUCGGCCGGGGAGGGGGCGUGGCCUACAGCAAGAGAAACAAAAUAGCGGUGGGCUCGGCGGGGGGCUGUCAGCUCUCCAUGUCUUCCUCCUCCUUCUCCUCCAGCUCGGCCAGCAGUGAAAGCCUGGAGGACAAAUCCAUAUCGGCAGGUCGAGGCCUGAGUUUGUUGAGAACCGGCGCAGAGUGCAGGAGCGCCGGAACGUGCACGAAAGAUGGACGUCACCAUCAGAAACGAGGGUCGUGCAGUAAGAGCCCGAAGCAGCAGAGGAAGGCUCGUCCUCUCAGCCUGACGUCAGACGUCACCAAAGCCAACACGCUGCCCCGGGUGAAGGAGAACGUCCCGCCGUCCUCCUCUCAGAACGUUGGUGAGUAUGUCAGUAUUGUAUUCAAGGAAACCGACGGAGGACAAAGUGCUGAGUCAGAACGUGGACCGCCGGUGAUCCACGGAACCCUGCGGCCUCUGAAUCAACAACUUCUCCGCCACAGUAACCCUAACAACCUUCCCCGGAGCUUGUCUGUGCCGCUGUCCACGUCCGCCGAAUACGUCAGCAUGGAUUUAGGAAAGUCCCUCACCCCGCAGUCCCCCGCCAGGUCCACACACAGCACAUCACAGGGCCCACCAGCCGUCGUCCCCAAGGCCCAACGUGAACACGGCACAUCCUCCCCCCUGGCAGCAGAGGGAACCAGCGGGUACAGAACGAAAGUAAAAAUGGCCGCCGACUCCCAGAGCCCGUUCACAGACGACAACAGCGGCUCCGAUCCCAGCAUCUCGUCCAGGUCUGCCCUGCACCCUGGUCAGCCCUCGUCUGUGGAUCAGCAGACCGCUCUGACUUUCUCCCCGGUCAAGUCUUUCCAGUCUCCUGAGAGGAGCAGCAGGCUGGUGCGCGGCGACCCGCAGGGACGACGGAGCCACCGCUCUGAGACGUUUAACUCCCCCUCUCACCCACGCCACCCACCCUCUUCUACCUCCCUCUUCACAGAGGGCAGUCAGGCAGAGAGCCACCGGCACGGCUUGGACUGCUCGCUGUGGGACAGCGGUCAGGCCGCUGCUCUGUCCGCUACACCUCCACCACAUGCCUCCUCCUCCUCCUCCUCCUCCUCNCUUAACUACAUUGACCUUGACUUGGCCAUUAAGGAGGGCCCUCAAGCUGGAGUGGAGCGCACCGCGGCCGCCUACACUGUCGGAGGAAGCGCUGUGGGAGGCGGCCCCAGCUCCAGCUCCAGCUCCAGCCUCAACACUUACGCCAGUAUUGAUUUCUACAAGUCAGAAGAACUGAGAGCACAGAGCGGCAGAAAGGACGGACAAGAUUGUUGAUCCGUCCUGGUUUCUGAGCGUGAUGAACCCGGUGCUACAGCGCCACCCUGCUGGACGCCGGAUACAGAUACUUCCUCAUCUUGUUUGAUUUGUUGUUUUCUGUCAACCAAUCACACGCACUCCACUUCAAACAUCAUGGUUCUGCCUUGUUUUAAAUGUAAAAAAUAUAUAUAUAAUUUAACUUGAAAUAGAUAAAGGAUGACAGUGAAAUCUGCGACAGUGAUCGACCUCAGAUCACUGUAGCCUCACCUCGUCCUGUCAAAGUCUGAUCACGGCUUCCUAACAAUCAUUCAGCAAAGGUCACAAGGCUUUCAGGAAAUACACACACACACACACACAGCAGAAAUACCCAUUGGUGCAUUUCAAACAUGCAUUUUAUGAAUAUAUUUUAAUUCCAAAUGUACUUGUGCAUAUUAACACACUUUCAAUUACUUUUUAUUUUUUUACAGACUACUAAGGGUGUGAUGAUAUCAAAAAACUGCAGGUACAGGUUAAGUACUGUCCCGGGGUAGUAUCCAUGGCAUGACAGUAACUUCUCGGUUAUGAUGGUAAAAAGUCAGAGAUUGACCUGAUGUCCUGCCUAAUGUUACUCUUUUUUUUACUCCAUAUAUGGAACCUAAGACUCAUUAGGUGAAAUAAGUAAGAAGAGAAGACCAACAACACUGGUCUAGCAGAGCAACAGCUCCAGACACAGGUAACGUUUCUGCACUUCUCUGUCUAAAUGAUUACUUUUUAAAUAUCUUCAUGUAAAUGUGCCAGAAAUCAUUUAUACACAGUAUUAUCACACUCAUAUGGGUAUUUUGAAAAGUAAAUCCUUCAUGUGGUCACAGUUGCUGCUAGCACUAACCAAGCUAACUGGUGCUACAACAGAUUAGCCUAUUGAUUAUUUUUUAUUAUUAUUAUUUUAGAGACUAUAAAAUAAAUUAAAGUAACAAAACCAUUGCCUCACAGUCACAAAAACACUUGUCACAUGUAACUUAUUUAUUAAUUUAUUAACUGAAGUGCAACAACAAAAAACAAAACAAAAGCAGAAGAGAACUAUAAUGCUAAGCUAACGGCUAGGCUAGGCUAGGCGAACCUGGUUGUAAAUACGGCUAUGUUGGUUCGUCUUUUUUUUAUUUAUUUUUUUUUAUUUUAUUUUAGUUAUACUUUGAUAAUUUAAGCCAAGCUGGUAAAUGUCCAGUGUUGUUUAUAGCUGGAGGCUAAAGGAAACACAACAGGAAGUGACGCGAUACUGUUGCAUUCUGGUGGAUUUUGCCUCUUUUAUUAGCACCCACGUCAUCAUGUCAUCCUUUGUCUAUGAUCCAAGUUGAAUCCUGUAUUUAGGUGACGCAGACUAUCACUUAAAUCUACAGGAGAAAAGACGUACAGCCUUAGCUGAGGUUUCAUUCAUGCACAUACAUAUUUGAGUUGUUCUAUACAGAUGCCAAAAAAAAGCCUUGUUUUUAUUUAUUUAUUUAUUUAUUUGCUCCAGACGGUGCUUCAAAGUCCUCUGUAAUUUCUGAGCUGCGGCUCCUUGAACGUCGAUC